AAAUUGCGUUCAAUUUUCAAUCAUGAUUUGAAAUUUGAUUUGGAAUCAAAGUCACAAAAUCCUCAAUUGACAAAAAUGUUACCACAAUUUAAUUUACUGAUUCGAUCGAUAAAUAAACGAUCAUUGAAUAUAUGGCCAUACAAACAUGGUUUGAUUGAUACUCAAAAUGCUUCAAACAGAAUUGUGAUAACUCGAUAUUUGAGUUCCCAGAAUAAUUUGACACCAAUAAUCCAAAAAAAUUCAUCUGGUCAUUCAUCAUCAUCACCAUCAUCCGCAGCAGCUAAAUUAUCAUCAAAAAAUCCAUUAACAUUGAUAACAAAAAAUAUUGGCCAAUCAAUUGAAUCGACAAAUAUGGCCAUAAAACAACGAUAUCGAUCAUUUAAACGUAAAAUUCGUAUCUAUACUAUUACAUUUAUAAUGACAUUUAUAUUUGUUUAUGCUUUCAUUGAUCAUUCAAUUCGAACUGUUAUAUAUGAAUUUUUACAUGAACAAAAUCUAAGUUCUUAUAUAACACCAUUGAUGAUUACAAACAACAAACAAAACGAAAAAUGAAUUCAAAAAUUUUCCAAAAUCAAAUCAAAUCGAAUUUCCGACAACAACAACAACAACAACAAAAAAAUUCCAA
Molecule: messenger RNA, 625 nt
Organism: Dermatophagoides pteronyssinus (European house dust mite)
Lineage: Eukaryota; Metazoa; Arthropoda; Arachnida; Sarcoptiformes; Pyroglyphidae
Source: RefSeq, a predicted model, not a curated record